Messenger RNA from Desarmillaria tabescens, 1187 nucleotides. Its product is annotated as ribonuclease H-like domain-containing protein. Lineage: Eukaryota; Fungi; Basidiomycota; Agaricomycetes; Agaricales; Physalacriaceae. The transcript has 6 exons. Gene Ontology annotation, molecular function: nucleic acid binding; 3'-5'-RNA exonuclease activity. The record is from RefSeq and is a predicted model, not a curated record. Bases 105 to 1112 code for a protein of 335 amino acids. Gene Ontology annotation, biological process: exonucleolytic trimming to generate mature 3'-end of 5.8S rRNA from tricistronic rRNA transcript (SSU-rRNA, 5.8S rRNA, LSU-rRNA).
CCUUUGAGCAUGCACGUGACUAAAGGGACACAAAUAUGGCUUCAUGCGUCACCGAUCAACAAAUUUCUUUUCUAACCUGAUGGACGUACUCCCUUGAUUCUGGUAUGCCAUUGUCUUCUAGCUUCCUAUCAAUACCUAUUUGGCUCUGGGAUUUGAUUGUACACUUUUAUUCUAUAUACGGCCUCACUCUUAUCCUCGCAACCCUUCUAAUGUCGGGCCUCGCCUAUCGUCACAUCUCUCGCACUUUUUUCGCCACACCGUCGCGUCUCAAUUUUGCUGAAGGGAAAGCUGGACGCGCAGCAUCCUCUAGUCCGUCCAGGAAUACAUACCUGAAGGCCAGCCAACAGACAACUCCCCACCCAGGUCAAGCGUAUCCAUUUCGAAAACCACAACCGUACGAUGCAUUCCUCGUUAUGGACUUUGAGGCGACUUGUAUAGCUACCUCACGAUUCAAUUAUGCAAAUGAGAUUAUUGAAUUUCCUGUUGCAUUACUCAAAUGGGAAGACAAAACUCCCGAUGGAACAGCUAGCCAGCUAGCCAUUGUAGAUGAAUUUCGUUCAUUUGUCAAACCUACGUGGAAGCCCAUUCUCUCAGAAUAUUGUACAACUUUGACUGGGAUAACACAAGCGCAAGUCGAUGAAGCUCCAUCGCUUUCGGAAGUGUUUUCGUUGCUCAAAGUAUUUAUGGCAAAACAUAAACUCAUUGACAAGGAUACGGAGCAAACUCUGACCCGUUUCUGUUGGUGUACUGAUGGGCCAUGGGACAUUCAAGACCUUCUGCUAAAAACGUGUUUCAUCUCCAAAACCCCCAUGCCAGCUUGGAUGCAAGGUAACAUUCUUGACGUUAGAGCACAAGUAACGUCUUGGAUGCAUACCCAGAAUCCUGGAAACCGACCCCGUCCUUUGGGCAUAGUACGGCAGUUAAACGCUCUUGGCCUGCCAGACUUCGAAGGCAGCAUGCAUUCAGGGAUUGACGAUACUCGCAACAUUGCUAGAAUAGUCAUUGAGCUUGCGCGCAGAGGUGUUGCUCUCAGACCGAACUUAGGCAUAAAUGUUCACCGCCGUUGGCCCUGGAUGGGGAAAAAUGGCAAGGUUAUCGAAGAGUAUAUUUAAUCCUGUUCUAAAUUGUAGAAGUUUUACGCUACAGCGCCGUUCGGCGGCUUUUAUCGGGCUAAUAGCAGAGCACAA